AUAACUUACCUUUCUUUGAUAUUGAUAUAAAUGACUUGCUUUCCUUCGGUAUUGAUGACGGUUAUGAGAGCUUUAUUAAUACUGAAACAAAUGAUAUUGAGACCUCCGAAUAUAUUUAUAAUGCUGAAGCGAAUAAUAUUGAGACCUCUGAAUAUAUUUACAGCACGGAAUACAAUGAUAAGAAGGUGGUACCUGAUAAUGAUAAAUUAGAUUCAGAGAAUAACCAUGAAUUUACUUAUUCAUUAGAUAAACAUCAAACCUUCA
Molecule: messenger RNA, 264 nt
Organism: Racocetra persica
Lineage: Eukaryota; Fungi; Glomeromycota; Glomeromycetes; Diversisporales; Gigasporaceae
Source: the annotation of a GenBank genome assembly